This is a messenger RNA of Tigriopus californicus, 1125 nucleotides long. RefSeq names its product leucine-rich melanocyte differentiation-associated protein-like. The coding region runs from base 119 to 1003 and encodes 294 amino acids. The transcript has 4 exons. Lineage: Eukaryota; Metazoa; Arthropoda; Copepoda; Harpacticoida; Harpacticidae. The record is from RefSeq and is a predicted model, not a curated record. Gene Ontology annotation, molecular function: protein binding.
CUUUCCACCAAUGUUACUCUUGGUUAAGGCUCUUAUCUCCUUGUGUCUUUUCCUAAUUUGGCAGAAUGUACAUUGAUCUUAAUGUGAAACUCCCUCAAUACGGAGCAAAAGGACAUUCAUGCAGGAUUUAGAUAAACAGAGCCUGUUUUGCGACAUCUUCUUGGAUCGAGCCCAGGCUUUCCAUCUAAGUAGUGUUGGUGGGAACAAGAUCUGCGAUGGCACCGCCAUUUCUGUGGAGGAAUUAGAAAUGCACGAACUGGCAACAAAUUCAUCAGUCUUUGGUAGUGAAGCCAAAACUCGUCAUGAUGACGAACUGUGGAUGUUUGGUGACCGGUCUAGUGGUCGAUUGAGUAUGGUACACAACAACCUACGCAACUUCCCUUUAGAAGUCAUAGAUAAGCCAUGGGAUUGGAUCACCAUUCUAGAUCUUACAAAUAAUAGCAUCAGAACUGUGGACUUUAUAUCCCAGUUUGAUUCGCUCCAUACUCUGGUGUUGGACCAUAAUAUGAUUAACGAGACGACACUCUUCCCGAUAACCCCUCAAUUAAGAAUUUUGUGGAUUAACUUCAAUAACAUCCAAGAGCUGGAACCAUUUACAGAACAAUUAAGGGUUGCCGUCCCCAAGCUGCAAAUUUUGAGCUUGAUUGGAAAUCCCUGUGUUCCGAAUCCGAUGUAUCGAUCUUCAUUUCACGAUUAUGCUCUUUACCGGAUGUUGGUAUUGGCUAAAUUACCGUGGAUCGCUUUCUUGGACGACAGAGGAGUGGACCCCAAAGAGGCUUUGGAUUCGCUUCCAUUUCGAUCUCAUCACGAUUCACUUGGGUCCUGCUCUUUGGUCGAAUUGGGUCCAGUCGAAAAGAAAAUAGGGCAAUACAUGAAGAAGGCGAAAGACGAAUCAGUCGCAUACAGCAUACGACACUUUGAAGCAACUAAAAAGUCUCUUAAUGCGUUGAAAAGAAAUUGGAAGGCAUCAAGAACCGAAGAAUUCAGAAAUCAAUUUGCUUGACAUUCAAUCAGCAAGAUGAAAUUUUAGAGCUCAUGGUUGGAAACUCGUGGUUUCCUUUUAUUUGGGACAGAUUGUUUUUUAAUGAUCAGAAUGGAGGAAAUUGAUUAUUAUAACCCUGAUAA